AUGCUCGCACCCUGGUCUCGAUUGUGGACGCUACUUUGUCUCCUUCUGGUGGUUCAGCUCGUCAGUGGAGAUGUUUUCAGAAUAGCCCCAAGGGCGGACGACGACGAGCCCCAAAAGACAACAGCCAUUGAGUCAGGCUCAACUUCGACAAGGGCACACAGCAGUACCACCGAAACCGCCGCGGCUUCUGGCAAGAAAACGGAAUCUUCUGAGCCCACGAACUCCCAGUCAAAGAGUGAGACCACUUCGGUGACCGUCACAGAAACCGAGAAAUCAGAAAGUUCAGAUCCUACAUCAACUAGCACGGGUGGUCCCUUCCAAAGCGGACUUGAUGAUUCUUCCUACUACAAUGCCACGAUACCCGCCGGUCAACUUCCCAUUGAACCAAGGCUCACACCAGGUUGGGGUGUUGCAGGAAUUAUCAUGUUGCUAACCGGUGUUGCAUAUGCUCUUGUCGGAAUCAAGAACAGAAUGAUUCAUACCUUCUUUUCGACUGCUUUCGCCGCAUCACUCUGCGUUACUGUACUGAUUGUCUAUGUCAUGAAGUCUGAAGUCAGCGAUGCUUUGCAAGGAGGCUAUGUGGUUGCCGUCGUCAUCUCCGGUUGUAUCCUUGGUGCAGCUUCAAUGUUUUUCAGGGAAAUCACUGAGAGCCUAGGCUGUGCUCUGGGUGGCUUCUGUAUCAGCAUGUGGCUUCUCUGCCUGGUCCCUGGCGGGCUGCUCGGUCCUGUCGUAUCCAAAGCCAUUUUCAUUGCUUGCUUUACUGUAGGCGGGUUCGCCUUUUACUUCAGCCAUUACACGCGAGACUGGGCACUCAUUCUGAUGAUCUCAUUUUCUGGCGCUACAGUCACGGUGCUGGGUAUCGACUCGUUUAGCCGGGCUGGACUAAAAGAGUUUUGGGCCUAUGUUUGGGAACUCAAUGAUGAGUUGUUUCCUCUUGGUGCCCAUACUUAUCCAGUUACGAAAGGCAUCCGAGUUGAGACUGCAGCAAUCGUCAUCAUCUGUCUAUUUGGUAUUAUCUCACAGAUCAAGCUGUGGAAACUGGUUCGCGAAAAACGUGAAAAGAAGGCGGAACAAGCUGCCGAGGGAGAGCGCAACCUACGCGAGGAAGAAGAACAAGUCGGCAGGAACAUUGAAGAGGCAAACGCACGCGAGAGACGCCAGUGGGAGAGGAUUUAUGGAGACGGAGAUGCAGAAAGCUCGACGGUCUCUCACACUUCCAACGACGGCGAGACACCUAACGAGAAGAACAACCGCAUAAGCCAAACCGACUCUUCGAAAAGACAAUCCGCCUCGAUUGUUGAGGUCAUCGAGAUGACAAACAUGCCCGACUCUGAGCAAUUCAAGAAGCAGCCUACCACUACCGUGAACCUGAUGUCUUCAGAGCACAACGAGGAUGGCAGAGUAACGGUCCACGUAGCUUCGGAUGAUAUCACUCCAUCGACAACAGACAGCGUGAACCAUGAUGUCGCUGGUAAUAAUUUGAAAACCUCCGCUCCCGAGAGCAGACGCAUCUCUACACAAUCAUCCAUCGCUAGAUCUGUCGCCCCUCCCGUCAUUCCUCUUCCAUUCACUAUUCCCGUUGCGAACGAUGACAACGAUGCCCUUACUAACGACGACCGUUCAUCAGUGGCAACCUUUGCCGAUGAAGAUGAGAAUGAGCCCCAUACACCUAGCCACCGACGCUCACUUGCGAAAAGAUUGUCUCGCCUCUCUCGUGGAUCAAUGGAGUUGCUUGGAAAUAUGUCCCACCGAUCGAGUCGCGUUCUUGGAGAGCCCCAGGAACACCAACAUGGUGAAAGCAGCGACGGAUUGGUGAUCCCACAAAAACAACAUCGCGACGAUGAUGGCUCAGUUGCGGCGACAAUUGACAACGAGAGUGUAAGCGGCGAUGACAAGUCCCAUGCGACACAUGGGAUGCGAAAGAGCAUCCAAAUCAACGCGGAGCUUUCCGGAAAGGACAGCGAUGAUAAGAGAAACACAUCUGAAGCUCAGCAGGAAUCUUCUAGUGCAAACGGUGCAACCAAGCCCGAUGAAUUCAAGCGACUAGAAGAAGAUGCUGCAGAAGGCAUGAGCAAGAGCAAGUCUGUAACAUCUGGCUCAUCAGCUCGUGUUAGCUUGACCAAGGAUCGACUUCCCAGAUCGCUUUCCAAAGUAGCAUUGUCAUACAGGACUAACGAAUGGGCCAAACACUUGAGCAGCGCAGAAGCCCCUGAGCUUGACGAGAUUCAUAUCACUUCACCCAGAAGCCCAGCCGCAUCUACAGUUGAAACGCCAGUGCCAGUACACGUGGAAGAGCUACAAAAGUUCUCCAAUGAAGGAACCCCGGUACCGGCAAUUACACGAUCGGACUCACGAGCCUCCAGUGCCUCGCACACAGCACCCCGACGUGGUUCAAAACAACAUGUUCCUGCAGCACUCGCUCUUCUCACAGGCGAGGGCCAGCAUCGCAGCCCUGGCACAACUCCGACUAGUGCCAACAUGCCACGUUCGUCUUCUGGAGGCUUACGGAUGACAUCGGGAGUGAUUUCAUCUAUCGCAGAAGAACAAGCUGUGUCUAACCCAAUGCUAUCUGGCCCUUCAGGAGAGGUAAUGGGGUCACAAACUCUCAACAUCCCAGGUGCUGCAGAGGGCCAGCGCUCAUCGGCGCCAGGUAUUGUGUCUUACUCGAGCCCUCAGACUCUUCUUGGUCAACGGGAAAUGUAUCUCCGCAACAAAUCAGCAGGAAAUCUGCUGGCCAUCUCUUCAGAAGCCAACCUUCCCGCUCGGCACAGAGCCUCAAGCGACGCUGGAUCACUGCACAAUUACCAGAUGUACGCUGCCGCUGCUGGAGUUGACGUUGACGAUUUGCCAUUGAGCAAGAGAAAGGAACUUAUCCGACAGAGUAGCUUGAGCCCCUCAAACUCGACACCAUCUCUCCAACGUCUCAGUGGUAGCAGCAACUUCAAUAGCUUCAACACUUCAGAGGCGCUUUUGAACUCUCAUCAACCUCAGCGCGUGUCGACACUCCCCACAUCUGCUGCCCGUGAGAAUGCACUUGCCAACUUUCGACAGUCAGUUCAACAGGAGCUACGUUCAGGCACACCUGUCAUUAGUACCUCCGGCCGAGAGACCCCAUUCACUCCGUCAUCUCUCUUAGCUAGUCGGGAAGUUGAGGUCCAACGCAAUGUCGAUAUGAGCCGAAAUAUUCUACUGAGUCAGAAGCAAGCUGAGGCACAGCGUCGCGAAACACAACAGCGAGAGAAGGAAUGGGCUGACAAAGCCUUUGACGAACGCAUGCGAAAUGGAGACCUUCUCGAUGUACACCGUGAGGCUAUGCGCAAACUUCAAAAGAACGCCAGGGACAAGUAA
Molecule: messenger RNA, 3348 nt
Organism: Fusarium pseudograminearum CS3096
Lineage: Eukaryota; Fungi; Ascomycota; Sordariomycetes; Hypocreales; Nectriaceae
Exons: 2
Coding region: 1-3348 (1115 amino acids)
Source: RefSeq, a predicted model, not a curated record